AUGGGGAAGCUCGACGAUGAAGGGGUCCCCGAGGCUGUUCCGCUAACUCGACAGCGGUCGGCCUCCGUGGCAUCGAACACAUCCUCCGAUUCGGGCCUCUCGGUCGCAUCCGCAGCCUUCCUCGAUGCUCACAAGGGCGAGUUCUCGGCCGGGGUAGAUGGAGAGGGGGCAGGACAACGAUACCGAGACUUAGAAGAUGGGACAGAACCUGGGCUGGACGAGCCAUUCCUCCCAUCCAGGAAGACCAAGUCUUCGUCCGGCCGUCGCUGGUGGCUGUUCGGUCUGCUUAUAUGCGUGGUCAUGGCCAGUGGCUGGAUCGUUGCAUUCGUCUUCUUCCUCGUACAGGGGCGGUCCAAUGCAGCGGCGAUUUCCUCCCCCUCCACGGUCGAAGUGCAUGAGCCGGACUCUGCAACCGGCAGUACCAGCUAUGGAAAGCCGGUGACACUCGAACAGGUGCUGACGGGCCAUUGGUUGCCGCAGUCUCAUGCGAUUGCGUGGACCGCUGGCUCUAAUGGCGAAGAUGGGCUGUUGAUCGAGCAAGGCGAGCACGGAGACGGAUACCUGCGUAUUGAAGAUAUUCGCAGUCGCAAGGCCGGAUCGGGUGGCUCUGCUGCUAAAGUCUUGAUGCAAAAGUCGCAUUUCUGGGUUGGCACCCAGUUCGUCAUGGCGUCCAAGAUCUGGGUGAGCCCCAAUCACGAGAAAGUUUUGGUGCUUUCUGAUUAUGCGUCGAACUGGCGGCAUUCGUAUUAUGGCAAUUAUUGGAUCUUUGAUGUCGCAACCCAGACAGCCGAGGCGUUGGACCCGGAUAAUCAUACCGGUCGCAUUCAGUUGGCUUGGUGGUCGCCCGAGUCUGAUGCUGUCGUAUUUGUUUGGGAGAACAAUGUUUACCUGCGCCAAUUGUCUUCGUCCAAGGCCAUUCCCGUCACCACGGAUGGUGGCAAGGAGGUAUUCAAUGGCGUUCCGGACUGGGUGUACGAAGAGGAGGUUCUCUCUGGCAACGGGGCCACUUGGUGGUCGUUGGAUGGCAAGUACCUUGCGAUGCUGCGGACCAACGAAACCGACGUCCCCGAGUAUCCUGUUCAGUACUUCCUCCACCGACCUUCUGGUACGGAAGCCCCGGCUGGGCUGGAGAACUACCCCGAGGUGCGGCAGAUCAAGUAUCCCAAGGCCGGCACCCCCAAUCCCAUUGUCAAUCUUCGUUUUUAUGACGUGGAGAAGCAUGAACUUUUCUCCAUCGAGAUGCCGGAAGACUUUGAGGAUGACGAUCGAAUCAUUAUUGAAGUCGUCUGGGCUCCCGAGGGCAAGGUUCUGAUCCGCGAGACAAACCGUGAAAGCGACAUCGUCAAGAUAUUCUUGGUUGAUGCUAAAUCUCGAACCGCCAAGCUCGUUCGCUCGACCGACAUUGCUGCUUUGGAUGGUGGCUGGGUCGAACCCUCUCAGUCGACGUGGAUCAUUCCGGCCGAUCCCAACAAUGGCCGACCGGAGGCCGGCUAUAUUGAUACCGUGAUACAUGAAGGUUACGAUCAUCUUGCGUACUUCUCUCCACUGGAUAGCGCCGAGCCUGUGAUGCUCACUUCAGGAAAGUGGGAAGUCGUCCAGGCGCCCACCUCAGUUGACUUGAAAAAGAAUUUGGUCUACUUCGUCGCUACCAAGGAGGGUCCAACACAACGCCAUGUGUAUCAGGUCAAACUUGAUGGCUCUGAUCUUCGCGCAUUGACUGACACUUCGAAGCCGGGCUACUACGGCGUGUCGUUCUCGGACGGUGCAGGAUACGCGCUCCUGAGUUACAAAGGACCCGCAGUUCCCUGGCAAGCUGUGGUCAGUACCCAAGACAGCACGAUGAAGAAGGAGAUUAUCAUCGAGGAGAAUAAACAACUCGCCCAGAAAGUUGAAGACUUUGCGCUUCCUGCAGAGGUAUAUAGUACGGUGACUAUUGAUGGGUUCGAACUUCAGGUGGUUGAACGGCGACCUCCGCACUUCAACCCGAAGAAGAAGUACCCAGUACUCUUCCAUUUAUAUGGCGGACCUGGUUCCCAAACGGUCGACCGCAAGUUCGCAGUAGACUUCCAAUCCUACGUUGCCUCCAGCUUGGGGUAUAUCGUUGUCACGGUGGAUGGUCGUGGAACCGGCUUUAUCGGUCGCGAGGCUCGGUGCAUCGUUCGCGACAACCUGGGUUACUAUGAAGCGCGUGAUCAAAUCGAAACAGCCAAGAUAUGGGCCGACAAACCCUAUGUCGACGAAAGCCGGUUGGCUAUUUGGGGCUGGAGCUUUGGUGGUUUCAUGACCCUGAAGGUCCUUGAACAGGAUGCGGGACAGACGUUCCAGUAUGGUAUGGCCGUCGCACCGGUGACAGACUGGAGAUUCUACGACUCCAUUUACACCGAGCGUUAUAUGCAUCGACCCCAGAAUAACCCCGCUGGCUACGACAAUUCAACAAUCAGCGACGUCGCAGCAAUGGGCGAAAAUACUCGAUUCCUCAUCAUGCAUGGUGUGGCCGACGACAACGUCCACUACCAGAAUACUCUCACAUUGCUCGACAAACUGAACUUGCAAAACAUUGACAACUGGGACAUGGUGAUGUACCCAGAUUCAGAUCACAGCAUCUACUUCCACAAUGCACACACCAUCGUCUAUGAACGCUUGUCGAGCUGGCUCAUCAAUGCGUUCAAUGGUGAGUGGCACCGCAUUGCCAACCCCAAGCCUAUUGAGUCGUCCUGGAAGCUGGCCAAGCGCUUUGUAGCCAGUAGACUAUCCUUUACAUCAUGA
Molecule: messenger RNA, 2766 nt
Organism: Penicillium cataractarum
Lineage: Eukaryota; Fungi; Ascomycota; Eurotiomycetes; Eurotiales; Aspergillaceae
Gene: dapB
Product: dipeptidyl aminopeptidase dapB
Exons: 3
Coding region: 1-2766 (921 amino acids)
Biological process (GO): proteolysis
Molecular function (GO): serine-type peptidase activity; dipeptidyl-peptidase activity
Source: RefSeq, a predicted model, not a curated record